Messenger RNA from Puccinia triticina, 906 nucleotides. RefSeq lists its product as uncharacterized. The record is from RefSeq and is a predicted model, not a curated record. Gene Ontology annotation, biological process: ceramide catabolic process; ceramide biosynthetic process. Gene Ontology annotation, cellular component: endoplasmic reticulum membrane. NCBI's taxonomy places the organism in Eukaryota, Fungi, Basidiomycota, Pucciniomycetes, Pucciniales, Pucciniaceae. The coding region runs from base 1 to 906 and encodes 301 amino acids. The transcript has 9 exons.
AUGGGUCUCUCCCCUCCCGAGGUUAAUGUUACUCGCUGGUGGUCCAAGCAACCACCAGUAGACGGCUACUGGGGUCCCUCAACAUCUUCUAUCGAUUGGUGUGAAGCAAACUAUGCCAUCACCAGAUUCAUUGCCGAAUUUGCGAACACGCUCUCGAAUUUGGCCUUUUUCGCUUGGGCUUUCUACGGAGUGAAAAAAUGCAGAGACGAAAAACUGCCACUUCCACUUGCGCUUUGUCAGGUAGGAAUCGCAUUGGUAGGCAUCGGAAGUUUCAUGUUUCAUGCCACAUUACAUUACGAAUGGCAACUAGCAGACGAGCUGCCGAUGAUCUUCAGUUCCGCAUUCACCACCUACGUUGUAUUUGAUACCGGUCGCGCAAGUCUACCCCGGAGCCGAUUUGUUCGCAGCCUACCUUUCCUCCUCUUCCUCUACUGCUCCGGCUUCACCGCCAUUUACCUCCGCCACCCCAAUCCGGUCUUCCUGCAAGUCGCAUUUGCUGCCAUCCAACUAACUGCUAAUUUUCGCGCAGCUUAUACCAUCUGCACAGCUCCGGUCAAAACUUGCAAAGAGCAGAAGAACAAGGCUCAGAUCAUACGCUACCUGUCCGCCGGAUUUUUCACCACCCUCAUUGGGUUCUUGAUCUGGAAUGUUGACAAUAUAUUUUGCGAUCGCAUCUCGCACCUCAAACAACAUCUGGGUAUACCCUGGUCAUUCGCUGUGGAAGGGCACGCCUGGUGGCAUCUAGCCACGGGCACUGGUGCAUAUCUGAGUACGGUCGGAUUGCAAUUGAUGUCAGUGAGCUUCAAAGAAGGCGCAGACGGCUUCGAGAUCAAGCGCGGCGGGAUCCUCGCUCUCUGCCCAUACGUCGCCCGAACUCUCACCAACAUGCACUCCAAGCUUGAUUAA